This is a messenger RNA of Paramecium sonneborni, 1588 nucleotides long. Lineage: Eukaryota; Ciliophora; Oligohymenophorea; Peniculida; Parameciidae. The record is from the annotation of a GenBank genome assembly.
AUGAUAUACAAAAUAUUAGCAAUCCUUCAGUUAUUAUUUUUAUCAAUCUAAUAAUGCUGUAUUAUAAGUCUUAUAAUUAGAAAAAUUAACGAGUGAAUACUCAAUUUAUGCAAGUGUUGAAGAAGUAUAUGAAUGGAACAUAAGAGAAACCUUUUUUUAAGGAGAAGAUUUGGUUUUUUCUCUAGAUGAAAUGCCGUCAAAAUAUUUCAGCAUCAGAUAACCAUUGUCUGAAUUGGAACAUCCAACAACACAUAAAACAUGUAAUUAUAAAAUAAAAAAUUUUAGAUGGUGAUACAAUAAUAUCAUUAAAGCCUUUUGUCAAUUAAUUAACAGGAGCAUGGUUAAAUAGUUUUGUAUUUAUAGAAUAAGAUGAAAUAUCUGUUGAUAUUUUUUAUUCAUUAGGGUAUUUAAAAUAUCUAAUUUAAGAGAACCAACUGAAAAUAAUAAGGUUCCUUCAUUUGAUAAUUAUAUUACUGUACAAAAAUAGGAUCAAAAUUUUAGAUGUUCAGAUGUUGAUUUUCUAUCUAAAACUAGAUUUAUAAUAGAUUGUAAAAAUUAGAAUAAAAAUUACUUUGUGAUAGUAGAUACAUCAAAAAAUGUAACAUUAAUUGAGAAUAAUUAAACCUAUGAUGCACCAUCCAUUCGAAAAUUAUUGGUACAUACUUUUAGUUAUGACAAUAAUUCAUUAUAGUUGAUAAUAAGAGGAUAAUAUUAAGAAGGCAAAGGGUCGCUUAUUGAAGUUUUUUAAUUUAAAGAUGGGAAUAUUUCAAAAGAUCCAUGGUUAACACUAGAUUCUGAAAGUUUAGCAAUUUUAUUAAAUUAAUAAUCUACUUUUAAUUUUGUACUUUUAGAUAUGUCAGUAGAACCUAAUGGAGACUUAUUUAUUUUAGAUUCAUUUAAUGGAAUAUAUGUCUUAAAAAUAUUAUAGACUUAAAAAUGGUUAGUUAAACAAUGGUCUAGAUUAAAUUAUGAAGAAUAAAUAUAUGCUUUCGACUUUAAUUAUUUAUUUACCUAAAAUGGUUAAAUAGCUUAAUUGGUUUUAGUAUAUGAAGAUAGAAUUUAAUAUUUUUAAAAUAAUUAACCUAAAUCUAUAUUAAAAUUACCAGGAGAUGUAAAAGGACACAAUAUACAAAUAGAAAUUAGUUAAAAAUAUAUAGUUUUAAAAUAUGAAGAAAAAAUAUAUAUAUAUGAUUAGAAUUAGCUCCUUUAUUCAUUUAUUGAAGAUAUUGUUGAUAUUAUUAUUAUCAAUCCUUAUGAACCUGAUUUGAUCGAAGUUAAUUUUUUAAGCACUCAUAGAUUUUUAAUUAGUGAUGGAAUUUUAAGAUUGUAUUAAUAGGAUUCUAAAACAGACUAAUAAUAUAUAACACAGAUAAUUGCCAAAUCAAGAUCUGGAAGUAGUUGUACUGUUGAUUUAAAAAUUCAGAUUGUUUAUAGCAAUGAUACAUAACUUUAUGAAACUGGAUACAAUCCAUUUCCAUAAGCCUUAACUAUUCCAUCUGAUCCAAUAAAUAUUGAUCUAUUAGCAAAUUGGACCAGACAUUUCUUAUCAUCCAUUAGAAGAUUAAUCAUCUCAGAAAAUUUAUAUUGA